Messenger RNA from Aureococcus anophagefferens, 2694 nucleotides. RefSeq lists its product as hypothetical. The transcript is spliced from 5 exons. Gene Ontology annotation, biological process: translational initiation. Gene Ontology annotation, molecular function: translation initiation factor activity; RNA binding; translation initiation factor binding. The record is from RefSeq and is a predicted model, not a curated record. Gene Ontology annotation, cellular component: eukaryotic translation initiation factor 3 complex. The annotation marks the transcript as partial. Lineage: Eukaryota; Pelagophyceae; Pelagomonadales; Pelagomonadaceae.
AUGGCCUCGUCGCGCUUCUGGGCCGGGUCCGACGACGACAGCAGCGAGGAUGCCUCCGACGCGUCCUCCGUCGAGGAGGAGAAGGUGAAGACGGCGAACCGCUGGGCGACGGUGAGCGACUCGGAGUCGUCGGACGAGGGCGAGCGCGUCGUCAAGUCGGCCAAGGACCGCGCGUGGGACGGCAUGAAGGCCGUCAUCGCGAAGAUCGGCAACAGCAAGAAGAUCGGCGACUGGAACGGCAUCCAGACCGAGUUCGAGAACUUGAACAAGAUGGUCGACAAGGCGAAGAUGCACAUCAUGAAGGAGGGCCUGCCGCGGUUCUACGUGCGCACGCUCGCGGAGCUCGAGGACUUCCUCUUCGAGGCCUUGAAGGACAAGGAGGCCCAGAAGAAGAUGAGCGCGUCCAACGGCCGGUCCCUGAACCGCAUGAAGCUCACGCUGCGCAAGCACAACAAGACCUACGAGUCCCAGAUCGCCGCGUACAAGGCGGACCCCGACGCGCCCGACGCCGAGGACGACGCCGCGUCGUCCGACGACAGCUCGAGCGACGACGACUCGUCCGACGACGACUCGUCCGACGACGACGACUCCGACGACGACUCGGACGCCGACGACUGGGCGUCGUCCGAGUCCGAGUCGUCCGAGUCCGAGUCCGAGGAGGAGACGGGCGCGCUCAAGGGCCGCGCGAAGUGGCUCAAGACGACCGUCGUGACCACCAAGCGCCCCAUGUCCGGCGAGACCUUCGACAAGAAAUUGCUGGAAGUCGUCGCGUCGCGCGGCCGCAAGGGCACGGACGCGCGCGAGCUCCUCGCGGCCCUCGAGGCCCUCGCCGGCAAGGCGAAGCGGUCCUUCGGCUACGCGCGCGAGCUCGGGGCCCUCAUGCACCUCAUCGCGGCGCAAUUCGACGCGAACCGGACCAUCGACGACUACAUGGACGUCGCGACGUGGCGGUCCUGCCACGGCCAGCUCGGCCGCGUCGUCGCCGUGCUCAGCGCCCACCCCGGCAAGGGCGAGGACGAGGAGGAGGAGGAGGACGAGAAGCCCGAGGCGGCGGCGGCGCCCAACGACGACCCCGACGCCGUCAAGGUCGUGGGCAACCUGCUCACCUUCCUCGCGCGCCUCGAGGACGAGUACGUCAAGAGCCUCCAGCGCAUCAACCCGCACACGCACGAGUACGUGUCGCGCCUCCGCGACGAGGCGCCGCUCACGGACCUCGCCGCGGGCGUCCAGGCCUACUACGUGCGCGUCGGCGACGACAAGGCCGCGGCGACCGUGGCGCUGCUCCGCGUGGAGCACAUGUACUACAAGCACGAGUCCAUCGCGUCCGCGGUCCGCGACGCGCAGGCCUACCGCGCCAACGAGCGCGACUCCUCCAAGUCGCACCCGGGCGCCUGGCUCGGCGCGGCGACGGCGGCGGCGACGGCGCCCGACGACGAGGUCGUCGGCGACGCGUCCGCGUCCGUGCGCAAGCUCUGCGAGUACGUCUACGCCCACGGCGACGACCGCUGCCGCACGCGGGCGCUGCUCUGCCACGUCGCGCACCACGCGCUCCACGGCCGCUUCUACGUCGCGCGCGACCUGCUCCUCAUGUCGCACCUCCAGGACACGGCGUACAUGUCGGACGUGGAGACGCAGAUCCUCUACAACCGGUCCAUGGUCAUGCUGGGCCUCUGCGCCUUCCGCAACGGCCUCAUCCACGACGCCCACGCGUGCCUCGCGGAGAUCUGCUCGUCGCGCGUCAAGGAGCUGUUGGCGCAGGGCAUGCAGUCGGCGCGGUUCUCGGACAAGAACCCGGAGCAGGAGAAGGCGGAGCGGCGGCGCCAGACGCCCUACCACAUGCACAUCAAUUUGGAUUUGUUGGAGUGCUGCCACCUGACGGCGGCCAUGCUCCUCGAGGUGCCGAACAUGUCCGUCGAGGCGGGCGGCGCGGGCGGCCACAAGCGGCCCAUCUCGCGCCACUUCCGCAAGCACCUGGACAUCUUCAACCGCCAGGUCUUCACGGGCCCGCCGGAGAACACGCGGGACCACGUGCUCUGCGCGGCCAAGGCGCUGGGCGUCGGCGACUGGAAGACGUGCGCGGACCUCGUGCUCCGCCUCGACGUCUGGGCCUUGGUGCCCGGCGCGGGCGAGGGCGACCGCGUCAAGGCCAUGAUCGAGGACAAGAUCAAGGCCGAGGCCCUGCGCACCUACCUCUUCGCCUACUCGUCGGCCUACGACGCGCUGAGCCUGCCCCAGCUCUGCGACAUGUUCCAGUUGCCGAAGAACGUCGCGCACGGCCUCGUGUCGAAGAUGAUGAUCAACCGCGAGCUCAAGGGCGCCUGGGACCAGCCCACGGAGACCAUCGUGCUCCACCGCCUCGAGCCGUCGCCCCUGCAGGCCCUGGCGCUCCACUACGCGGACAAGGCCGCGGCGCUCGUCGAGUCGAACGAGCGGCUCCUCGACGCGCGCGCGGGCGGCCACGGCUACAAGGACGGCGACCAGCAGGGCCGCCGCUGGGGCGACCGCGACGGCGGCCGCGGCGGCCGCUGGAACGACCGCGGCGGCGACCGCGGCGACCGCCGCGGCGGCUACGGCGGCGACCGCCGCGGCGGCGACCGCGGCGACCGCCGCGGCGGCUACGGCGACCGCCGCGGCGACCGCGGCGACCGCCGCGACGGCGGCAACCGCGGCUCCAACGCCAACUACAAAGCCCGC